Messenger RNA from Clonostachys solani, 1179 nucleotides. The record is from the annotation of a GenBank genome assembly. NCBI's taxonomy places the organism in Eukaryota, Fungi, Ascomycota, Sordariomycetes, Hypocreales, Bionectriaceae.
AUGGAGUCCACAUUGAAAGCUCCAGCAAAGCUUUUGUUGGCGGCAGGGCUAUACUCCAAUUUCUUUGCAUUUGUCGUCGUCUGCACCCGGAGAGAUGCCACAGUAACUCGCCUUUGUGCUGCGAUCGCUCUGGCAAUCUUCACGGAAUUUCUUCAUAACGCGGGAAACGACAUCCUCAACCCGUUACAGCAGAGGGUGUUUGGGCCAAUGCUAUGGCACAACUAUCUCAGUCUCAUCGAGCUGAUCCUUUUCUCGCGCGCUGAUAUAUCAGAGCUCGGCGACCCUUCGAACCCUCCACCUGGGCCAAUGGCUGGUGCCUGGCUGCAGGCUCUGGCUCUGAUCUUCAACCCCCGCCGUAUUGGUACCAAAUGGGAAGUCAAGGGUAUAGCUAAGCGCUCGAAGGCACAGGGCCGCUUCGGCUUUGUAUUCCGUAGCAUGCUGAAAGCUCUUUCUGCUUCAACCAUCAUCGAUGUUAUUCUCAGACUGCCGCCGAAGCCUGAGCCGCAUCUUCUGGAACCCGGGAAAGAAACUCUGCAUGCUUUCUGGACCCUAUCCGCCGAGGAUAUUGUAUUCAGAUUCAUGGUUGUUCUCAUGUUCACCAUAAUCACGUGCUUAACUGUCAUUUGCAUGUAUUACUUUGCGGCUGGAUUGACGGUGGCAAUCGGUCUCAACAAGCCAGAGUCUUGGCCGCCUAUCUUCGGCUCUCUCAGAAAUGCCUACACAAUUCGCGGGCUGUGGGGCCGAACUUGGCACCAGGUGCUACGAAGAGUGGUUGUUGCGUUUGGAGACUUUACAUCAGACCACAUUCUGUGCAUUCCUCGUGGCUCCCCUCUUUCUCGCCUCUCUCGCCUAUUUUUUCCUUUCUUCAUGAGCGGCACGCUACACUAUAUUAUGGAACUCAAGGAUGAUGGUUUAGCUCAGGGACGUUUCGGUGUGUUGAUAUUCUUUCUGCUGCAACCGCUAGGUAUCCUGUUUGAAGAACUUGUUCAGUACACAUGCUCUGGGCUGUUUCCGAGGACUAUCCAGCGAACAAUCGGCUACAUAUGGGUUGGGGCUUGGUUUUGGUGGUCAAUGGCAGGGUUCUGUUUUGAGCAGUCGAGAACUAAUCCACCUCCUGAUCUCGCUCCGAUCCCGGUUGUUUAUCUAGUCAAGCAUUCCCCCUGGUUCCUCAACCAAUAG